Pyrus x bretschneideri (Chinese white pear) is the source of this 1250-nucleotide messenger RNA. RefSeq lists its product as uncharacterized. Lineage: Eukaryota; Viridiplantae; Streptophyta; Magnoliopsida; Rosales; Rosaceae. The transcript is spliced from 2 exons. The record is from RefSeq and is a predicted model, not a curated record. Bases 638 to 1069 code for a protein of 143 amino acids.
CUCAUGUCACAUAUGUAACUUUCAGUUUUUUUUUAUGCAUAAAAGUUGUGACAUUUCAAUGUCCAUAAAAAAAAACUGUCUUUCUGGCACAGUCAAUAGAGCGUCGAUCAUUCAAAAACCUAAGCUAAAUUGAAAUGUGCCCCCCAAUACUUCUGUGAAUUUUAGCUUCGGAAGCAUGCCAUUUUUAUUGUUAUUUAACACAUUUUUCAAAUCUUGGAAACUAAUGAACUUGAGGUGUAAGUGGUGGAUUGCCCUGACAAGCAUGUCUUCUUGUUUAAUCCAAGGAUACCUUCAUCCCUCCACUUAUCAAUGUAGAUUAGAGUAGUAACGUCUUCCUUAAAAAAACUCCAAAGUGCAAAAAAAAAAAAAAAAAAAAAGAAAAGAAAAAACUUGAGGAGGAAAGUAUUUAAAAGACCAAAGUGAAAAAACUCCAAAAACUUAGGGCGAAAAUCUGAAAUUAGCCCUUCACAAAUAUACUUGCAAAAAAUUCUCGUUGCUUUUGGGUACUACUGUGAAUUGGGUUGUGGCGGGCAGGGGCAGGCUGGGCAGCGGAGGUUCAGUUUCUUUCUUCCAGUUGGGUUUUCAAAAUUUACUUCCAGAGAGAAUCAAAACCCAUAAAUUUGAAGCUUUUGAAAAGAUGGACGCCGAACCUGCCAUCACCGCCGCCACCGCCACCGCCACCAUGGAUUUCAAGCUACUAGCACUUGUGGUAUUUACAGGGGCUCUGAUGGUUGCAAUUUUUUCCGGCGGCCCGUUGAGGAAGAUGACGGUUUACGGAAUCAUGCACUCCAUCCUGAAGCCUCUGUGUCUGUUGGUUGGUGUGUUGUAUAUCGCUUGGACAUUGCUGUAUCUUGUUGCUUGGUGCUUCCGUCUCCUCUUUCUUUUGGCCCGAAUUGUGUGGCGGAAUGUCCCGAGAGAAGGUUUGGCGGAUAGAUUGGACACAUGGCUCGAGGAAUUUGAGGCGAAGCUCGACAAUGGAAAUGAUAGCAGCAACCCAACUACUGAGACUGAAGUAACAUCACAAUCCAAGUUGAAUGAGUCCAUCUCCGGACACGAGCAUUCCACUUGAAUCUUCAAUAUCGUAUCUCAAUUUUUCAUUGUUUUGACAAGGCGAUAUUCUAAACUACUUUAAUUUACGGGAUGGGUUUUACGGAAUGAGGAUUUGUAUUUGGAUGGGUGGGGCACCUUACCCUGCUCAACCGACCUAACUCACGUUUGCGAACUUUGAUAUUCUAUUCCAUUUCCUUCCC